Salarias fasciatus (jewelled blenny) is the source of this 4298-nucleotide messenger RNA. It is a transcript of the gene chrm3a, whose product is annotated as cholinergic receptor, muscarinic 3a. Gene Ontology annotation, biological process: regulation of smooth muscle contraction; G protein-coupled receptor signaling pathway, coupled to cyclic nucleotide second messenger; adenylate cyclase-inhibiting G protein-coupled acetylcholine receptor signaling pathway. Bases 467 to 2422 code for a protein of 651 amino acids. Gene Ontology annotation, molecular function: G protein-coupled acetylcholine receptor activity; G protein-coupled serotonin receptor activity. The transcript is spliced from 3 exons. Lineage: Eukaryota; Metazoa; Chordata; Actinopteri; Blenniiformes; Blenniidae. Gene Ontology annotation, cellular component: plasma membrane; dendrite; synapse. The record is from RefSeq and is a predicted model, not a curated record.
UGCCACCUGCCGGUGCGUCACGGCGCCCCUGACCAAUCGUGACCGGGUGGCUCUCCGUGCGCCCUUGGAGAUCCCGGUGCUCCUCGCAUCGCCGCCUGAAGUCUGCGGCUCGGUGACGGCGGACGGUGCCUCUCCUUGUUUUAUUUUUGUUUUGCUUUUAUUUUGUUUUCGAGCGCGGUGGAGCUUCAGAUGUGAUUAGACUGGACUGGACCGCUUCACUGCCGCCGCCGCUGCAGCUGCCGCUGUGCCAAACGGAGCCGCGACAAGUUUGACUGGAUUGCCUUUACUUGUGCCGCUUUUGACUGCGCGCCUCGGUGAUGAUAUGGUAGACGCCAUGAUGAUCCGGCUGGAGGAGGAUAAUCGCGCACCCCCAGUAGACAGCAUGACAACCAAAAGGCCCUCCGCUGAAAGGUGACCUCCAGACACUUCACCUCCCCAAACCUUUUGAAUAUGCCAGAACACAACAAUGAGCUCCAACAGCACAGACCCUGGUCUCUUCCUGACUGCCAACGCCUCGACACCAGCAGCUGGAGCCUUUCCUCACUCCAACGCGUUCCACCAGCGAGGAACUGGCAGAGGACCUUGGUUGGAUUUUCACGUGAAUACUCUUGAUGAGAAUUCUUCCACCAGCAGUCUCUUAAACCUCACCACCGAGUUGCAAAAUGCAACAACACCCCUGGAUCCCUUGGGUGGCCACCCCGUGUGGCAGGUGGUCCUCAUCGUCUUGCUGACGGGGACGUUGUCACUGGUCACCGUCAUCGGCAAUAUCCUGGUGGUGGUGUCCUUCAAGGUUAAUCGCCAGCUAAAGACGGUCAAUAACUACUUCUUGUUGAGCUUGGCGGUUGCUGAUCUCAUCAUCGGGGUAAUUUCCAUGAACCUCUACACAGCUUAUCUUGUGAUGGGAUACUGGGCGAUGGGCAACUGGGCGUGCGACCUGUGGCUGGCGAUUGACUACGUGGCCAGCAAUGCAUCAGUGAUGAACUUGUUGGUCAUUAGCUUUGACCGCUACUUUUCAAUCACCAGGCCUUUGACAUACAGAGCUAAGAGAACCACUAAGAGAGCUGGGAUCAUGAUCGGAUUAGCUUGGUUCGUUUCUUUCGUCCUGUGGGCCCCGGCCAUCCUGCUUUGGCAGUAUUUUAAGGGUGAAAGAACAGUGCCGCACGAUCAAUGCUACGUCCAGUUUCUCAGUGAUCCCCCAAUAACCUUCUGUACAGCGAUGGCAGCUUUCUACCUGCCCGUGACAAUAAUGAGCAUUCUCUACUGGCGCAUAUACAAGGAGACCCAAAACCGCUCUAAAGAAUUAGCUGGGCUGCAAGGUUCUGGAGCCCGUGGGGGGACCGGGGGAAGAGGUGGGAGUGGUGGCGGCGGCGGUGGUGGUGGUGGAAGAGCCCGCUUUAUUCAUCAGACAGGAAGCUCAAGAAGCUGCAGCAGUUAUGAGUUGACAAGACUGUCCAAGAAAAAGAGCACAUGUCGGGAGCUGGUUGGUCGUUUCCACUGCUGGCCAGGGGUCCGUUCCUGGAGACCUGGCAGUACAAGGCAGGGGGACGCUGAUCCAGACCAGAGCAGCAGUGACAGCUGGAACAACAAUGAUGCUGCUGUCUCUUUGGACCACUCUGGUUCUUCCGAGGAUGAGGACUGUGGCGGUAAAGAGAUGAUCUCUCAGAGUCAUACAAUUUUUUCCAUUGUUCUGAGCCUGCCUGGCAUGAAGGCCGCUGUGAACUCACAGCUCACCUCAUGUGAGGAUCUGGAUGCAGCCUCCGAGGAGGAUCCACUGAGAGGAGCAGAAUUUAAUCGAGACAGCCUUUCAGCAGUCAGCACUAACACCCCUACCACUAUCACUCCGGAUGGAACUAACAAUUCGGAAAAUAGCUACCAUCAGCGUUUCUCUUCACGAAAGAUUCGGUCGACAAAUCAGGAAACCCCAAACCAAGGAACUCUGGACGGUACUCCAACAACUGCCGCAACUACCAACAACAGUACCACCACCAGCACAGCCACCAAGUCCCCCUCUGUCCCAAUAUCUUUGAAGGAGGCGGCGCUGGCGAAGCGUUUUGCAGCCCGCGCUCGCACUCAGAUCACCAAGAGGAAGCGCAUGUCUUUAGUGAAGGAGAAGAAGGCAGCUCAGACUCUCAGUGCCAUCCUCUUUGCGUUCAUCAUCACAUGGACGCCGUACAACAUCAUGGUACUCAUCAACGCCUUCUGCAAAGGUUGCAUCCCAGAGACCCUGUGGGCAGUGGGAUACUGGCUGUGCUACGUUAACAGCACAGUCAACCCCAUGUGCUACGCGUUGUGCAACAAGACUUUCCGCACAACCUUUAAGAUGAUACUGCUGUGCCGCUGGGACCAGAAAAAAAGAAGGAAGCAGCAGUUCCAGCAGAGGUCAGUGGUCUUCCACAAGAGGAUUCCCAGAGAGUCUACGUAAAGCAGUGAAAGUCUGUACUGUUGAGAGUGCUGUUCAAAGAUUAAUCAUAGGACAAGGGAACGAAAGAAGCGGUUUCCGUGGGGAUUCUUUACCGAGAGAUCCUAAAUGUUUUCUUUGCUGUGACGUCAAACACAGCAGUCCUAUAUGGUGGUCUUGCAGUAAUGUGUUUGUGUCGGUGCAUUCAUAUAGCAAAGCUGUAAAUGUGUGUAAAAGUUUGCAUAAAGUGAGAUCUGAUGAUGGAAACUUCUAUCCUUGAAGAAGUAAUUCCUUUUACUCUGAAACAGUUAAGAGAACUGAGUGGAUUAAAAAAAGAGAAACAGAAAAAGGGCUUUCAAAUGCGUUUGCAGGAGAAAUAUUGAAGUGCAAUUGACACAAAUGAAAGGAUGUCUUUGUCAUGGUGUUGGGUCUUCACCUCUCAUCAUUUUUUUCUGUGGGUAGCUACCUAGAUCUGUAAUGUACAGAGUGGUUUUGCAAUUUAAACAAAACUAUGUAUCUGUCACGUGUCACUGAGAGCCAAGAUGAAGACCUUUUUUGUGUUGACAGGCUUCUACAUUUUACUGAUUUCUUCUGCCAUCUUCUUGACCGGCAUGUGUUUUUAUCAGAACUUCUGUGCUUUGCCUUUCUACAUGGAUAUAGCUUUCCCGUGUCUAAUGGAAUAUAAAGAUUUCUUGAACUGUGUCCUUACUUUAAGUCAACAGAGAACUGUUAUUUUUGUGAUAUUCAUCUUUGGUUUUCUUGAUAUUCCAGUGAUUUUGAGCCAGUCUGAAAAUGAUUCUUUUGAUGAACUGAGUUGUGAAUAUUCUGUGUGGCACCACAGUCAGUGAACUGCUGUUGUGUUCAAUGUGAUUGUUGUGGUUUUUAUGGUGGAGACAAUAAGUACAUUGGUUGUGUUUCAUGUACUUGCCGUUUUUUGUUUUUGUUUCUUUUUCUUCCCCAAAAAUAAUGAUUAUACAGUGAUGAUAUUUUGUUUGUGUACAUUUGAAUAUUUCCCAUUGAUUGAUUGCACACAUGAAAGUGUUUCAGUUUUACACAGUUGCUUGAAUUUUUACAGUUGCACAUCUGGAGAAGCCUUCAAAGGCCACAUGUCCUGGUUUUAGUAGAGCAAUGGCAACAUCUAGUGGUGUAGAGGAAGAUCUGUUCAAAAUCUGUCUUCACUCCACAACCACAACCUUAGAGCAUAACAAAAACAGCAUCAGUUUUAAAUCUGUCAUCAGAAAGGAAGAUCUCAUUCUCUUCAAGUAUCAUGACAUGCCUUUCUUUCACUUUGUGAUUUUCUUUCUAUUUGAAGUGAUUCCUGGAUAGCUUUUCUUCUCGAAAAUACAAAUAAUUUGUCAAUAGAGAAGUUGUCUUUGUUUACAGAAUCGUCGUCAGGUUUUUCUAUACAAACACUACACUAAAAUGAUUCAACAUGAAGCAGAAGGAUUUAUUGUAAUUUGUAUAUGUAAUGCACAUGAUGUUAUUCUUAUCCUAGGUUGGUGAUUUUUGCAAUUUUGCUUCUCCAAAAUCUUUGAUUUGAUAUGACUAUUGUGCAUAGUAUAAAGAAGGCUAAGGAUGAACUGCAUUGUGAUUACCAGUAGUCAAAAGAUUGUGCGCAAUGGAUUAUGAUAGAUGUAGAGGUCAUUCAUGAUGUUUUGACUCUGUCCUUUGCUCAGAGGAAGUUUUAAUAAUAUCCCAUGGCUGCCAUCAGUGGAUGUUUUGUCUGCUGUCAACAUGGUCUGGUGACGUGUUACAAUGGAUCCUUCAUGAAAAUAUGAGGUUUGUUUUGUACCUAAAUAUUGGGAAUGUACACGACCAAAAUGGUGAACACAAACAAUUUGUUACAUUUUACGUAUGCCAAUUGUGCUCAAAUUUUAAGUCAAUAAAAAAGCUCAAAUAU